CCGCCGGAGGCGCCUCCUGAGCCGCGGGCCCGGCGCGAUGAAGCGCGGCAGCGACCGCGACUCGAGCCCGCCGGGGGCCGCGGGCGGGCGCGCCGCCGCCGCCGCCAAGCGGCCCCGCGACCGCGACCGCGAGAGCAGCAGCCGGCGCGGCCCGCACCGCAGCUCGGGCGCCUCCCGCAGCAGCCGGGACAAGUCCACGCCCGGCGGCGGCGGAGGCGGCGGCACCACCACCAGCAGCAGCAGCAGCGGCGGCGGCGGAGGCGGCUCCAGCUCCCGCAGCCACCGCGGCGAUGAGCGCGCCGGCGGCGGCGGCGACUCGAACCACCGCCCGGCGGGCAGCGGCUCGGCCUCAGGCGCCCGCGGCGGCAGCCAGGCCGCCCCCUCCUCCUCCUCCUCCUCCUCCUCCUCGUCCCGGGCGCUCGGCGUGCCCAAGGCCAAGGCGCUGCCGGGCGCCGUGGUGGCCCCGUCGCUGCUGCUGGCCGGGCCGCCGCCGGGCGCCGCGCCCUCGCUGCUGCUGGCGCCGCUCGGGGGCUCGGCCGGGCUGGCCGGGGAGCCGCCCGGCUCCUGCGAGUACAAGACGCUGCUGGUGAGCGGGCUGAGCGCGGCCCUGCCCGACCAGCUGCUGGAGGACGGGCUGUUCCGCCUCUUCCAGCGCUUCGCGGGCGGGGGCGCCGGGGACAUCAGUGUCAAGCUCUCGCACACGCCCGAGCUCGGCCGCGUCGCCUACGUCAACUUCCGACACCCCGGGGAUGCCCGCGACGCCCGGCGGCACGCCCGCGCCCGGCAGCUGCUGCUCUACGACCGGCCGCUCAAGGUGGAGCCCGUGUACCUGCGCGGGGGCCGCCGCAGCCGCACGCCGCCCCCCGCGCCCUCCCCGGAGCCGCUGGGCUACCUGCCGCCCCUGCACAGCGCAUACCAGUACAAGCAGCGCUCGCUGUCGCCGGUCACCAGCCCCUUGCUGCGGGAGCCGCGGCCCCGCCACGCUCACGCCGCCGCCGCUGCCUUCGCGCUGGAGGCAGCGGCCAUCGGGCUGUCCCGGGAGCGGGAGCGCGCCCUGGAUUACUACGGGCUGUACGACGAGCGCGGCCGCCCCUACAGCUACCCCAUCGUGGCCGAGGAGGACCUGAUGCCCGAGGAUGACCAGAGGGCCACCCGCAACCUCUUCAUCGGCAACCUGGACCACAACGUGUCGGAGGUGGAGCUGCGCCGCGCCUUCGAGAAGUACGGCAUCAUCGAGGAGGUGGUGAUCAAGCGCCCUGCGCGUGGCCAGGGCGGCGCCUACGCCUUCCUCAAGUUCCAGAACCUGGACAUGGCUCACCGGGCCAAGGUAGCCAUGUCAGGCCGCGUUGUUGGCAGGAACCCCAUCAAAAUCGGCUAUGGGAAAGCCAACCCCACCACCCGGCUGUGGGUGGGGGGCCUGGGCCCCAGCACCUCCCUGGCCGCCCUGGCCAGGGAGUUCGACCGCUUCGGCAGCAUCAGGACUAUUGACUACGUGAAGGGCGACAGCUUCGCCUACAUCCAGUACGAGAGCCUGGACGCCGCCCAGGCCGCCUGCGCGCAGAUGAGGGGCUUCCCCCUGGGUGGCCCAGAGAGGAGGCUCCGAGUGGAUUUUGCCAAAGCAGAAGAGACAAGAUACCCGCAGCAGUACCAACCCGCGCCGCUGCCCGUGCACUACGAGCUGCUGGCCGAUGGGUACAGCCGGCACCGGAGCCUGGAGCAAGACUUGAGGGUGCGGGAUAGGACUCCUCCGCACCUCCUGUACUCGGACAGAGACAGGAGCUUUGUGGAGGCAGACUGGGCCAGCCCUGCCAAAAAUGCCGAGCGCAGGAACAACCUGGAGAGCUACAGCCGGUCCGUGCGCAGCAGGAGCGGGGAGCGCUGGGGCGGCGACGGCGACCGCAGCGUGCCCAAACCCUGGGAAGAGAGGCGGAAACGCCGGAGCCUCUCCAGCGACCGCGGGAGGACUACUCACUCGCCUUACGAGGACAGAAGCAGGACAAAGGCCAGUGGGCCAGCUCUAGACCGCAGCCCUGACAGGGCUCGCAAGGAGAAUCACACUACAGAACCCGGGGCCGAGAAAGAGCAGAGCAACUCCCUCCAGAACAAUCGCCACACAGCUGAGGAGAAGCCCCAUCGCGAGCCAUCCGAUGCUCCCCAGCCCAAAAAAAGGGACAGCGAACGCAAUCAUCGAACUGGUGAAUCGGAAUCAAAAACUCACGAGGAGCCAAAAUCCGAGACCAAAAAGCUAAAGAAUUUAUCAGAAUAUGCUCAGACACUGCAGCUUGCUUGGAAUGGGCUUCUUGUGCUAAAAAACAGCUGCUUCCCCACCUCUAUGCACAUCCUGGAGGGAGACCUGGGUGUCAUCAACGGACUCCUCAAAGACCAUUCGUCCGGCGGGAAGUUGACGCAGCUCAAAAUCGCGCAGAGACUCCGGCUGGACCAGCCCAAGCUGGACGAAGUCACCCGCCGCAUCAAACAAGGCAGCCCCAACGGCUACGCCGUGCUCCUGGCCACCCAGUCUGCCCCGGCAGGGGCAGGGGCCGAGGGGACCUUCCCUGCUGUGGAGCCUGGCUUGCAGCGACGGCUUCUCAGGAAUCUGGUCUCCUACUUGAAACAGAAGCAGGCUGCUGGGGUUAUCAGCCUGCCCGUGGGAGGGGCGAAGGGCAGGGACAGCACAGGCAUGCUUUACGCGUUCCCUCCUUGCGAGUUCUCUCAGCAGUACCUCCAGUCAGCACUAAGGACAUUGGGGAAGUUAGAAGAAGAACAUAUGGUGAUAGUUAUAGUCAAAGACACUGCCUAGCCCACACUGUCUUUUCAAAUUUCAUGUUUUCUUUGUGUGUCACACAACCCAGUUGUUUUUAAGGCUGAUCAUUUUGGCAGAGGCUCAAAACACCUCGGCCAAAGUGGUAAGAUUUUUAGUUUCUAAUUAAUUUUAAUACCUAUAAUAUCUAUUAAAAUUUUAAAUAGAGCCCAUUUUAUUCGUUUUUAAUAUGUGACACUGUCCGCUGUUGUUCUGUAUUUUUAUUUUUUAACUGUAUGAAAAGUUGUCAGUAAAGCCUUGUUCACUGAUGGAUUUCUAAAA
Molecule: messenger RNA, 3082 nt
Organism: Pipra filicauda (Wire-tailed manakin)
Lineage: Eukaryota; Metazoa; Chordata; Aves; Passeriformes; Pipridae
Gene: RBM15B
Product: RNA binding motif protein 15B
Exons: 1
Coding region: 38-2800 (920 amino acids)
Biological process (GO): regulation of alternative mRNA splicing, via spliceosome
Cellular component (GO): nucleus
Molecular function (GO): mRNA binding
Source: RefSeq, a predicted model, not a curated record